This is a messenger RNA of Pyrus x bretschneideri (Chinese white pear), 1040 nucleotides long. Its product is annotated as probably inactive leucine-rich repeat receptor-like protein kinase At5g48380. Gene Ontology annotation, molecular function: protein binding. The transcript has a single exon. Bases 165 to 845 code for a protein of 226 amino acids. NCBI's taxonomy places the organism in Eukaryota, Viridiplantae, Streptophyta, Magnoliopsida, Rosales, Rosaceae. The record is from RefSeq and is a predicted model, not a curated record.
UUUUGUCGUUGAACUUUCUUUCCGAGUGAAAUUUCUGGGUUCUUUCACAUUCCCCAGUCUUAUUAAAAGCUAGAGAAUUUGUGGGUUUGAUUGAGCACUAUCUCUAGCUCUGGUCAUUUGGCUUCAAUUUUAUUGAAACAGUAGAAAUUUUUAAGACCGUUUUGAUGGAUUUCUUAGUACGUGAUACCUUGUUGAGCAAACAACAUUUUCUUGGCAGCAUUUUUAUUUGUUGCGUCUUAUUGCUUACUUGUAGUUUCAGCUUUGGUGUUGAGAGUGAUAUUAGCUGCCUCAAAAGCAUAAAAGCCUCACUUGAAGAUCCUUCAGGGUACUUAAGCCUUUCAUGGGAUUUUAGCAACACCACCGAAGGCUUCAUCUGCAAAUUUCUUGGAAUCGAGUGCUGGCACCCAAACGAGAACAAAGUUUUGAACAUCAAGCUUUCGGAUUUGGGACUAAAAGGUCAGUUUCCUCGGGGCUUAUCUAACUGCUCAAGCUUAACUGGCCUAGAUCUGUCCGGCAACAAGCUCAGUGGACCUCUUCCUGAAGAUAUUGGUAGAAUCCUUGCGUUUAUUACGACUCUUGAUCUCUCAUCGAACAGCUUCUCGGGGAAAAUCCCCCCGAGUCUUUCGAAUUGUAGCUAUCUGAAUGUGCUUAAGCUUGAAAACAAUGAGUUCUCGGGUAAAAUUCCUCAACAACUUGCCCAGCUCAAAAGGCUUAAAACAUUUAGUGUGGCCAACAAUAGACUAUCCGGUCCAGUCCCAAAUUUCGACGGUUCUGUUUCAUUCGGAUCGGAAAGCUACGCAGGCAACUCCGGACUCUGUGGAGGCCCGUUGAAGCCUUGCCAGUAGAAGCGUAGUACUAUAUUCAAAGUUUGGAAGUCGAAUCAUGUAGUUAUGGCAGCAGCUGGUUCUGGUUUUGGUUUUGGUUUUGGUUUUCCCCUUUUUCUCUGUUUUUUCCCUGCGAGCUGCUAGCAGUGUGCUUUAUUUCAUGGUGUCUCACGAGGAUUUAAGUCGAAAUAAAUCUGAUCAGUAAUUCGUGUCCAA